UCCACACGAAAUUCCACUGCUCUCCUCCUAAGACAAACACUGGGACAGGCGUGUCCCCUGCAGGCUGCUAUAACCAGACUCAUCCCCAUCUUCUCAUCCUGCAUCCAUUCACACCUGGACCAUAGGGAGAAGAAGAGGCAGCCAUGUCUACUGGCUCUCUGAGUGAUGUGGAGGACUUCCAAGAGGUGGACAUGUUGGGCUGUGAUGCCAUGAAACUGGAUUCUAGCAAGGACUUUGGGAUUUCAAAUGACAGCAAUGAGGAAAGCUCCACUUGUGACAAUGAUUCUCCUAAAAAAGGCAGAGGGACUACAGGGAAGAGGAAGAAAACCCCACGCAAGAAAAGUCCUCUCACUGGGGUAAAUCAUGAAGGCAAGCAGGUCCAGAGGAAUGCGGCCAAUGCCAGGGAAAGGGCCAGGAUGAGGGUGCUCAGCAAAGCCUUUUCCAGGCUCAAGACCACCCUACCCUGGGUGCCCCCCGACACUAAACUUUCCAAGCUAGAUACCCUGAGGCUGGCAUCAAGCUACAUAGCUCACCUGAGGCAGAUCUUAGCCAAUGACAAAUAUGAAAAUGGAUACAUUCAUCCUGUUAACCUGACGUGGCCCUUUAUGGUGUCUGGAAAACCUGAAAAUGACCUUAAGGAGGUGGUGGCUACAAGUCGCCUGUGUGGCUCCAUGGCAUCAUGACCCUACUGAUAGGCCGUGAGGAUUAAUGGACACCAUGCAUGGACAUCUCAUUUUAAGCAAACACAAAUUGAAGGAGACCAAAUGUACAUAAUCCUUUUAUAAGAAGAUCCCAUUUAUAUUUAACUUGAUGGCCUUGUAUUUUUCUUGUUGCCCUGAGCCUUGCUGGUCCAAGAGCUCUUGGAGCAUUAUUGUGUGUCAUUUUGUACAAUAUGUUUAUAUAUAUAUAUAUAAGAAACCUUUGGAUAGGGCUUUGGAAGUCCUGUCUAAGGUUAUGUUCAGUUUUAGAUAUACAGAUUUAUAUUACAAAUUUAUAUAUAUAUUUUUGUUUCUUCAAAAAGAUAAGAAAUUU
This is a messenger RNA of Hyla sarda, 1032 nucleotides long. It is a transcript of the gene TCF21, whose product is annotated as transcription factor 21. The transcript has 2 exons. Lineage: Eukaryota; Metazoa; Chordata; Amphibia; Anura; Hylidae. Bases 144 to 683 code for a protein of 179 amino acids. The record is from RefSeq and is a predicted model, not a curated record. Gene Ontology annotation, biological process: developmental process; regulation of transcription by RNA polymerase II. Gene Ontology annotation, molecular function: RNA polymerase II transcription regulatory region sequence-specific DNA binding; protein dimerization activity; DNA-binding transcription factor activity, RNA polymerase II-specific.